Molecule: messenger RNA, 660 nt
Organism: Oncorhynchus tshawytscha (Chinook salmon)
Lineage: Eukaryota; Metazoa; Chordata; Actinopteri; Salmoniformes; Salmonidae
Product: heparan sulfate glucosamine 3-O-sulfotransferase 3B1-like
Exons: 1
Coding region: 46-660 (204 amino acids)
Molecular function (GO): [heparan sulfate]-glucosamine 3-sulfotransferase activity
Source: RefSeq, a predicted model, not a curated record
UUUGAUAUAAGAUUGAACAGCCUCACUGUCCCUCUCAGGAACCUGAUGCCCAAAGCUCUGGAGGGACAAGUGGUCCUGGAGAAGACACCCAGGUACUUUGUGACGGCGGAUAGCCCCGGCCGGAUCCACUCCAUGUCCCAGGAGGUCAAACUGAUCGUGGUGGUGCGUGACCCUGUGACCCGUGCCAUCUCUGACUACACCCAGAUCAUAUCCAAGACUCCGGGCGUUCCCAGCUUUGAGACCCUGACGUUCCAUAACGGGACGGAGGAGGCGCUGAAGGUGGACAAUCUGUGGAGCCCCAUCUGGAUUGGCCUGUAUGCUCUGCACCUGGAGAGGUGGCUGGCCCACUUCCCCUUGGAACAGAUCCACUUUGUCCAUGGGGAGAGGCUGGUGAGCGACCCUGCAGGGGAGCUGGGCAGAGUCCAAGACUUUCUGGGCCUUCAGAGGAUCAUCACAGACAAACACUUCUACUUCAACAAGACAAAGGGUUUCCCCUGCCUGAAGAAGCCAGAGGGCAGCAGCAAGCCCCACUGCCUGGGCAGAACCAAGGGCAGGCCACAUGCUGACAUCCACCCUCAGGUCAUCCUCAGGUUACGUCAGUUCUACCAGCCACACAACCUGCGCUUCUACCAGAUGACAGGGCAGGACUUUGGCUGGUAG